AACCACUAGUUCAUAUGACGUGAAAGCAACUUUCAACUGACUUAACUCAGUGCGGAGAGAGAUUAAGAAUUUCACCACUUGCAUAAUCAUCCUCCAUGAAUAAAAUCAGCAAAGAAAAACCAGAAUUCUGAAAUCAGAUAAAACAAUUACAACUGGAGAAAGAAACAAGUUUCGGUUAUCCAUGGCUAAAGAUAACUCUGUCGGUGUUGAAUCUCCACGGCGAAGGUCUGGUCUUCUGAGAGAUCAAGUUCAAUUAUUAAAGAAAAGGGAUUCUGAUCGGUUUGAGAUUGUCCCAAUUCAAGAUGCCUUGUCGUUUGAGAAGGGUUUCUUUAUUGUGAUCCGGGCAUGCCAAUUAUUGGCACAAAAAAAUGAAGACCUAAUAUUGGUAGGAGUAGCAGGUCCUUCUGGGGCUGGGAAGACUGCAUUUACUGAGAAGAUUCUCAAUUUCAUGCCCAGCAUUGCUGUUAUUUCCAUGGACAACUACAAUGAUGCUAGCCGCAUUAUUGAUGGGAACUUCGACGAUCCGCGCUUGACAGACUAUGAUACACUGCUUGAGAAUAUCCGUGGUCUAAAAGAGGGGAAACCAGUUGAGGUGCCAAUAUAUGACUUCAAGUCUAGCAGCCGAACAGGAUACAGGACAGUUGAGGUCCCAAGCUCUCGGAUUUUGAUUAUUGAAGGCAUUUAUGCUCUGAGUGAAAAGUUGCGACCGUUGCUAGACCUUCGAGUCUCAAUCACUGGUGGGGUUCACUUCGAUCUCGUUAAACGUGUUUUACGGGAUAUACAACGUGCAGGCCAAGAACCAGAAGAAAUAAUCCAUCAAAUCUCUGAAACGGUGUAUCCAAUGUACAAGGCUUUUAUUGAACCAGAUCUGCAAACAGCACAUAUAAAAAUAACCAACAAAUUCAAUCCAUUCACAGGGUUCCAGAAUCCCACUUAUGUUUUAAAGUCGCGAAAGACUCUUACUGUUGAUCAAAUCAAAGCCGUGAUUCCUGAAGUGCAUACAGAAACCACCGAAGAAACGUAUGAUAUUUAUCUUCUUCCACCGGGUGAAGAUCCUGAAGCUUGUCAAUCGUACCUGCGCAUGCGAAACAGAGAUGGGAAAUACAACCUGAUGUUUGAGGAAUGGGUUACCGAUAGUCCAUUCAUAAUAUCACCACGAAUAUCUUUUGAAGUAAGUGUGCGGCUUCUUGGUGGAUUAAUGGCCUUGGGUUACACUAUAGCAGCCAUACUUAAAAGGCAUAGUAGUGUUUUCUUCAGUGAAAAGGUCUGUCUGAAGAUGGAUUGGUUAGAACAACUAAAUCGUCACUACGUUCAGGUGCAAGGUAAAGACCGUUUAUACGUGAACAUGGUGGCAGAGCAUCUAGGUUUGGGAGGUUCAUAUGUUCCUCGCACAUACAUUGAACAGAUUCAAUUCGAAAAGCUUGUAAAUGAAGUUAUGGCACUGCCUGAGGAUCUGAAGUCAAAACUCAUUGAGGAGGAUUUCGCUUCAUCACCGAAAGAAGCUAUUUCACGACUAUCAACAGACACGGCUGCAACGAGAAACACAAAUGCUAAGAGCGGCGUGUCACAAUCAUAUUCUGCACUUCGGGAGAGGAGUCAAUCCAAGUUGGCUAAACUUUCAGUUCACAAUUUAAGCUUCAAUGCUAGACAGCCAGAUUCACCAGCUCUACAUGCAAACCAGGGCGUGAUUACUCAACUUUCUGAGCAAAUUACCACUCUUCAUGAGAGGUUGGAUGAGUUCACAUCCCGAAUGGAAGAGCUGAAUUCGAGGUUGACAACUGAGAAAGCUUCUUUAAGCCAACAAAACUUGUCCCUGCAAGCUGAAGCUUGCAAUGGAUCUGCACCUCACCUCAUGCCUGGUUUAGGCAAUGGUUCUCAUUUACCCAAAUCCUCAUCUUCGUCUCAGUUAGUGAAGGACUCUCCGUUGAUGGAAGAGAUCAACACCAUUGUACGAGGGCAACAUCAGGUAAUGCACCAAUUAGACAAUCUCAGUAACUUUCUUCGUGAGAGUUUGACUGAGAGGUCAGACCAAGGCAGAACGAACAGCAGUGGUGGACUUGCUGAUUUUGAAUUUGUCGGGGUUCCUCUUGUUCUCACAUUGGCGAUUGCUGGUGUAGGAAUCUUCUUGUUCAAGAGCUUAUCUUCCUAAAACGGAUUCCAUGGGUGAUUUUUCAGCUCUAUUUGAAAAUGUACAGCUUUUACAUUUGUGUCUGCUCGUAAAUUUGGUUUUGAUAUUAAUAAAUGAAGCAAUACUAAAUAUCAAGGCAAAUAAUGGUUCUUAAAGAGCAUGUAUAAUGAAAUGGAUUGGGUUCAUAUUUUGAUUAGAAAAGAAGAGUUGUUUAUUUAAUUAGUUUCAUCACAGAACCCCUUUGAUGAAGCUAAUCAAAAUGCUUGUUGGCUAAACAGA
Molecule: messenger RNA, 2407 nt
Organism: Papaver somniferum (opium poppy)
Lineage: Eukaryota; Viridiplantae; Streptophyta; Magnoliopsida; Ranunculales; Papaveraceae
Product: inorganic pyrophosphatase TTM2-like
Exons: 12
Coding region: 182-2149 (655 amino acids)
Cellular component (GO): cytoplasm
Molecular function (GO): ATP binding; kinase activity
Source: RefSeq, a predicted model, not a curated record